AUGUUCGUUUUUCCACGAUCAUGGUUCGAAUUUGAAUCUUUUGUGUUACAAAACUUUUCUGAUGACGGGAAAUGUGGUGAAAGUAAUUGGCGAGCUGCUGGAAAUAAAGGAAAACGAAAGAGUCGUCUAGACGAAACAGGACUGGAAAUUGCAGGUUGCCGGCAUGCAAUUGCUCAGUGGGCUGUAAACAUGUUUCGCGGAGAGAUUUAUGGCUACUCUAAUUACAUCCAUGUUCACAAAAUGAUUCCAAACAAUGUUAAAUACAUUUGGCAAGAUAUCAUAUGUAAAUAUUACAUUUGGCAAGAUAUCAUAUGUAAAUAUUGGAAGUGGGCAGUGAAGGCAUCAAAGUCGGAUGAGUCAAAUGCUCACGAAAUAAAACCUGCUUUAUCUGUGAUGCAUGCCAAAGCACAUAAUUGGACAUGCCAGGUACACUGGUAUUGUGGGAGGACGGUGGCAAAAGGUUCUGCAUAUUCCACAGGAGAGGAAGUUGAGCAGAUUAAUAGUUACCUUUCGAGACUGGCCAACACUACAAAGUACAUGUUACCCGAGUCAAGAGAAGAACUCAUAACUGAACAUGCUCUUGCGUGGAAUAAACGGAAAAUAUGUGAUCUGUCCAGCUCCCUCUGCAAGAGAUAUGCAAAGUAUAUAGAAGCUCAAGAAAAUACAAGGAAAGAACUUGAUGAAAUGGUUUCUGGCGUAAAUCUCUCUCCGAACCACGUUGAUUUCUUGCAGUGGAAGAGUGAAGUUCAACGUAUUGCAAAAGAAAUGGAAAGCUCCUUCUUCACGUAUUUAGCCGAAGAAGAGGAAUUGUACGUUUUGACCUCCUCUUUAACCGAUACCUCUUUAUUGACAUCAAAUGUAAACAUCUCGUGUGUUGAGACUGAAGACUAUCUUUCUGCCCUGUCAAAAAAGAUAAUUCAAAGAUACUCCACCGUUGAGGAUAAACGUAAAAGAGUUAAAUCACUGACUGCCAAGCUUUGUCGUGAUAUAACCGCCGAUGUACUGCUUGAUAGAGGAAAAAAGUUAUUUUUGGAAAGUGCCUUGAAGUGUCUUAAGAAUGAACUAGAAAUGUUGUAAA
This is a messenger RNA of Xenia sp. Carnegie-2017, 1078 nucleotides long. RefSeq lists its product as uncharacterized. The transcript is spliced from 5 exons. NCBI's taxonomy places the organism in Eukaryota, Metazoa, Cnidaria, Anthozoa, Malacalcyonacea, Xeniidae. Bases 1 to 1077 code for a protein of 358 amino acids. The record is from RefSeq and is a predicted model, not a curated record.